AUGUCCUUCAGCCCAAAACAUUCCACUCCCUUCUCGGUCUCAGACAUCCUCAGCCCCAUGGAGGACAGCUACCGGCGCUUCGGAGGAGUGGAGCCCGGCGCAGGGGGCACCGGGCCGGGGCAGGGCGCGUACAGGGCUCAGGUCCCGCAGCCCGGGCUACAAACUCAGCAGCAGCAGCAGCCGCCUCACCUCCACCAUCACCACCACCACCACCACCAUCACCACCUGCCCCAGCACUUGCCCCAGCACUUGCCCCAGCACAUGCCCCAGCACAUGCCCCAACACCUGCAGCACCUACCCGGGCCUGGCUCCGGCUCUGACCCCGCGGCCUCGUCUGCAGCGGCUCCGAGCUUCCACCUGUCCCCGGGUAUGAGCCGCCUGUCCCCGGGCGUGGGGCAGUUGUCUGCGGGGGAGCUGCAGUACCCGGACCCGAGGAGUGGAACGGCCUGGUACAGCCCCGAGCCUCGAUACCCCCCAAUCUCCAGGCUCAUGGGCCCCUCCGCCGCCGUGCCUGUACCGGGGAUGGUGCACCUGUCCGGGAUGGACGGCUCCGGAAAGGCCGCGGUCAUGGCUCUGCAUGGGGCCCCGAGACGAAAGCGGCGCGUGCUCUUCUCGCAGGCGCAGGUGCACGAGCUGGAGCGGCGCUUCAAACAGCAGAGGUACCUGUCUGCCCCGGAACGCGAGCACCUGGCGGGACUCAUCCACCUGACCCCGAACCAGGUCAAAAUCUGGUUCCAGAACCAUCGUUACAAACUGAAGCGGGCGGCGAAGGACAAGGGCGGCGCGCAGGACUCGGACCCGCCCUCGGACCUCGCGCUCCAACUCAAAAAGACUCCCGUCCCUUCGGCUCCUGGACGCACGAGUGCGCAACAGCAUCAACACGUGCACCUGUCCACAGAGGAGCUCGAGGACAUGUCCCCGAGCCCGCCGCUGCACGGGCACAUGACGCACACGGAAGCUUCGCUGAUCGAAACUUACAACAACGUUAUCGGGUCCAGUUUACUGUACGGGAGGACCUGGUAG
This is a messenger RNA of Periophthalmus magnuspinnatus, 1023 nucleotides long. RefSeq names its product homeobox protein Nkx-2.4-like. Lineage: Eukaryota; Metazoa; Chordata; Actinopteri; Gobiiformes; Gobiidae. The record is from RefSeq and is a predicted model, not a curated record. Gene Ontology annotation, biological process: regulation of transcription by RNA polymerase II; cell differentiation. Gene Ontology annotation, cellular component: nucleus. Gene Ontology annotation, molecular function: RNA polymerase II cis-regulatory region sequence-specific DNA binding; DNA-binding transcription factor activity, RNA polymerase II-specific. The transcript is spliced from 2 exons. The coding region runs from base 1 to 1023 and encodes 340 amino acids.